AUGGCCGCUCCUGCCGCAGACGCUUCCAAGUCAUCCAAGCGACGCAAGGCUAAGAGCACCGACCCUACCACCGAAACUGCAAGCCAUGCUUCCGAUCCAGCUCCAUCUGCACCCGCUGUCAACGGCACCGACACUCCCACAGAAAGUCCCUAUGUCAGAGAACUCACCAAACAACUCCGCAACGCCAACAAGAAGCUCACAGGCAUAGCCAAGACCGAAUCCAUUAAAAUCAACAACGACCAGAAGGCCCAAAUCACCAACAAACCCAACCUCAAGGCUCAGAUUACACAGCUGGAAGAGCAAUUGUCCGCCUACAAGUCCUUUGGCCUAGAGCUCGAAGACCGUCACAGCCGCGACAAGGCUGCACUCGUUGAGUCACACGAGUCUGAGAUCGCUCAUUUGAAGGAGGAGGCUGCUGCUAGUGCUAAAGCUGCGGAGGGCAAAGAUCUUGACAAAGCUCUCGAAAUCGUCUCCAGCUUUCUCCAUGCUGCUGCUGCCAAGCGAGGCAGCGACGACACAGACUCUCCAGAAGCGCUCGCUUUCGAAGGUGGCUUGUUGAUGAUCUACCAAGGCAACUCGGCCUCGACUAGUGCACUCAAGAGCUUGGUUGAAGGUAGCGACGAGAAGGUCCUCGAUACUCACAACGAGCCCGUCGAUUUCACCUGGUCUCAACUCAAAGAAGCCUCCUUGGCUGCUUCCGCUGUGAAGUUGGACAUCUCCGAGGCCGAGCCGGAAGAGGCUGAGCAAGUCCCUGAGACUGACCCUACCAUCGCCAACGCAAGCCUUACAGAACUGGAAGAAACUUCAGCCAUCCCACUGCAGUCAGCCACAAAUGGCCAGACCGAGCCCGAGCCUGCUGCCGCCGUUCCCGAGCAAGCUUCCACUGGCGAUGAGGCUGCCAACGCCGUCGCCGAAACAGCUGGAUCAUGGCAAGGAGAUGCAUCAUGGGUGCAAGUGCCGCGUGACCCUGCCGAGACAGACACCGGUCUUGAAGCCACCCCAGCAGCUCCCGCUCGCCAGAGCACCUGGCUGAAGAGGUCGAAGCUGCUCCCGAAGUCAAGCCAAUAA
This is a messenger RNA of Cyphellophora attinorum, 1068 nucleotides long. RefSeq lists its product as uncharacterized. The coding region runs from base 1 to 1068 and encodes 355 amino acids. The record is from RefSeq and is a predicted model, not a curated record. The transcript has 3 exons. Lineage: Eukaryota; Fungi; Ascomycota; Eurotiomycetes; Chaetothyriales; Cyphellophoraceae.